AUGGCGCUGCUGCGGCAGGAGCGCCUGGGCAGGGUGUUGGGGGCCGCCGCCGUCCCGGCCCCCACCCCACGCCGCCAGCUAACGGAGGUGUUAGCUAGCCGGCAGGCCACCCUUCGGAAGGUGGCAGCAGUGCAGCUGGGAGCCCGGCGCGAGGACACCCAGACCCGGGCAUGCCUGGCUGCCCGGGAGCUGCAGCGGUGGUUGAGCUCCCUCGCGGCGGAGCUGGGCUACACCAUGGAGACCAUCGACCCCGCGGGCGUCCUCUGGCGCGGCCACAUUCAGCACGAGCACCACGUGCUGGGCAAACCACUGGAGCAGGUGAUGGACCGCGUGGGCCUGAAAACCAAGGAGGUGGCGGAGCGGUAUGCCCACCGCGGGCGGCACCAGGCCAGGCUCCGCAAGCAGCAGCGGCUGGCGCAGCAGGGUGUGCGGCGCGUGCGGCAGGGGCAGGCAGAGGCAGGGCCCCCUAACCGGCCCGCUCCCCUGCGGUCAACCACUCUGCGUGCGCAGCUGCGGCAGCUGAUCGAGGGCUAUUCUGCCUAG
This is a messenger RNA of Chlorella variabilis, 543 nucleotides long. Its product is annotated as expressed protein. The transcript has 2 exons. The record is from RefSeq and is a predicted model, not a curated record. NCBI's taxonomy places the organism in Eukaryota, Viridiplantae, Chlorophyta, Trebouxiophyceae, Chlorellales, Chlorellaceae. Bases 1 to 543 code for a protein of 180 amino acids.